Molecule: messenger RNA, 2569 nt
Organism: Durio zibethinus
Lineage: Eukaryota; Viridiplantae; Streptophyta; Magnoliopsida; Malvales; Malvaceae
Product: wall-associated receptor kinase 2-like
Biological process (GO): protein phosphorylation; cell surface receptor signaling pathway
Cellular component (GO): plasma membrane
Molecular function (GO): polysaccharide binding; protein serine/threonine kinase activity; ATP binding
Source: RefSeq, a predicted model, not a curated record
GGCUAGUGAUUGGUUGCUUUGGGUUUGAAUUGUCAAAUGAUCUUGCUAAAAAGCCUUCAACAAAUGUUUUUAUUUUUUAACUCCUCAAAACAUAUUUUCUUGGGGGAAAAUGAGAAUGGGUUUGAGUGGAAGGCUUAUGGAGUUUAUCAUACUCAUGAUCAUGUUGACAGCAAGAGCAAAAGCAGCAGCAAUUCAACCAAAACCAGGCUGUCAAAGACGGUGCGGUAACCUCAGAGUGCCAUAUCCGUUUGGUACAGAAAAUGGUUGUUUCAUGGAAAAUAAGUUCUUCAUCAGAUGUGACAACACUUCCGAUACACCGAAAGCAUUCUUACAGCGUAGUAACAUCGAAGUGCUAGAUUUCUAUCCCGAUAGUCAGUUGCGCAUCCGUGGCUCCGUAGCCUCUGAUUGUUAUAACUCGUCAGAGCGCUUCUAUUCUGACACUUGGCUCAGGUCCGGUUUAUACAACAUAUCUCAUACCAGAAACAAAUUCACAGCUAUUGGUUGUGACACCUAUGCUUUCAUCCAAGGUUCCAUUGGACAGAGUUAUGCAACUGGUUGUCUAUCAUUGUGUAAUAGAAGGAAUGAUGUGAUCAAUGGAUCUUGCUCAGGCAUUGGCUGCUGCCAAGCAGCUAUCCCAAGAGGAGUGAGGGAUUAUCAAAUCAGCCUCGCUAGUUACUUCAACCAUUCCAAAGUAUUAAGCUUCAACCCUUGCAGCUAUGCAUUUGUCGCAGAGGAUGGGGCCUAUAAUUUCUCGGUUUCAGAUCUCGAUAAUUAUAGUGCGAUGACUAGAGGAUUUCCAAUGAUUCUUGAUUGGACAAUUGGGAAUCAGACUUGCAGUGAAGCGAAAAAGGAUCCUGAAAAUUACGCCUGCAAAGAGAAUACCAUUUGUGAGGAUCCCGAAUUUGGUAAUGGAUAUAUGUGCAAGUGUAUUGAUGGUUUUCAGGGGAAUCCUUACCUCUCGAACGAUUGCCAAGAUAUAAAUGAGUGUGAAACUUCAAAGCCCUGCAAUUCGUCUUGUCAUAAUACAAUUGGAAGUUUUUACUGUUCGUGUCCGGAGGGAUAUGAAGGCGACGGCCGGCAGACUGGAACAGGCUGCACUUAUAAAGUCAAACCUCAGAAUGAGAAAUUUCCAAUUACUCAGAUUGCUAUUGGGAUAAGCAUUGGCAUUUUUGCUCUCUUCUUGUUCAUAUCAUGGUCGUUUUUGGUGUUAAGGCAAAGAAAGAUCCUCAAAUUGAGGGAAAAAUACUUCAAGCAAAAUGGUGGCAUUUUGUUACGGGAACAACUUUCAAAUCGAGAAGGGUACGGAGAAAACGUUAGAAUAUUUGCAGCUGACGAACUCGAAAAAGCAACAAACAAUUACCAUGAAAGUAGAAUCCUGGGACAGGGAGGCCAGGGAACAGUUUACAAAGGAAUACUACCGGGCAAUCGGAUGGUUGCCAUAAAAAAAUCAAGAAUAGGAGAUCAAAGUCAGGUUGAACAAUUCGUCAAUGAAAUAAUUGUGCUUUGCCAAAUCAACCACAGGAAUGUUGUCAAACUCCUAGGAUGUUGUUUGGAAACUCCGGUUCCUAUGUUAGUCUAUGAAUAUGUCACUAAUGGGAGCCUUUUUGACCAUAUGCACAAUGUUGCUGGUGCCUCUUUUCUUCCAUGGGAAACUCGUUUGAGAAUAGCCACAGAAACGGCUGAAGCCCUUUCUUAUUUGCACUCUGCUGCUUGUGUUCCGAUCAUUCAUCGAGACAUCAAGUUGGCAAACAUACUCUUAGAUGACCAUUACACCGCGAAAGUUUCUGAUUUUGGGGCUUCGAGAUUGAUCCCAUCCGACAAGGCACAGAUAACCACAAUUGUGCAAGGAACUUUUGGUUACUUGGAUCCUGAGUACAUGCAUACAAGUCUAUUGACUGAAAAGAGUGAUGUCUAUAGCUUUGGGGUUGUGCUUAUUGAGUUACUAACAGGACAAAAGGUUGUUUGUUUUGAAAGAUCAGAAGAAAAGAGAGUUUUGGCUCUGUACUUCGUUUCUUCAAUGAAAGAGGAUCGCUUGCUUGAAAUUCUCGAUCCUCGGGUGCUUAAUGAUGUAAAUGUUGAGCAGCUCAAGGAAGUAGCAGCUUUGGCUAGGCAAUGUGUGGGAGUGAAGGGAGAGGAAAGGCCGACCAUGAAGGAGGUUGCCCAUGAAUUGGCAGGAUUGCAAGCAAUGGAGAAGUACCAUUGGGGUAAAAGAAAUUUGCAAGCAGAGGAGGCAGAGUACUUGCUUGGCGAAUUGAGCAACACUUGUGGUGAUUAUGCUACUACGUCCAGCUCCAUGGGGUAUGACAGCAUUAAUAACCAAAUCGCAUUUGAACUUGAUGGUGCCCGAUGAAAAUUGUAACUAUUUCUGCUAGAAUGAUGACUGUCUUUUCUUUUUGUUUUUUUUUAUUUGGCUAGUUAUGUGGAAUUUUGUUCUUUAGAUGACUUUAUUUGACAGACACAUGUAAGUUUUUUGUUUAUUUCACAUAUCCCUAAAAUUUAAUUCUUGAAACCAUCAAACAUAUAUCCAUGCUUAUAUCGUGACGAAUAUUGGUUCAUGGCCUCGUGUUCU